Molecule: messenger RNA, 7039 nt
Organism: Sapajus apella (tufted capuchin)
Lineage: Eukaryota; Metazoa; Chordata; Mammalia; Primates; Cebidae
Gene: SRCIN1
Product: SRC kinase signaling inhibitor 1
Biological process (GO): regulation of dendritic spine morphogenesis
Cellular component (GO): cytoplasm; actin cytoskeleton; postsynaptic density
Source: RefSeq, a predicted model, not a curated record
CAGAGGGGACCGGCCGGGUGCCUCCGCAGCUCGGCUGGCAGGGCCCGGCGGGGCGUGUGCGGCUGCUGGUGCGCGCCCCCCAGCCCCACGCCUCCCCAUGCAGCCCUGGCAGUGCCUCCGGCGCUUUGCCCUGGCCUGGUGGGAGAGGACUGCGGAGGGCAGAGCCCGCUCUCCCAGGGAGGAGGCCGGACCGAGGGACCCUGGGGGUCGAGGGGAGCCAGGGCUCCAGCGUGCGGCGGGAGGGAAGCCUCCAGGACUCUGUUCCCUCUGUUUAAAGUCUCCAGAUCCGGAGCGGAGCAGCCCCCCCAUGCUGUCUGCAGACGAUGCCGAGUACCCGCGGGAGUACCGGACCCUGGGGGGCGGGGGGGGCGGGGGCAGCGGGGGCCGGCGCUUCUCCAACGUGGGGUUGGUGCACACGUCCGAGCGGAGGCACACGGUGAUCGCGGCCCAGAGUCUGGAGGCGCUCAGCGGGCUCCAGAAGGCGGACGCCGACCGCAAGCGCGAUGCCUUCAUGGACCAUCUGAAGAGCAAGUACCCGCAGCACGCCCUGGCCCUACGAGGCCAGCAGGACAGGAUGCGAGAGCAGCCAAACUACUGGAGUUUCAAGACCCGCAGCUCACGCCACACUCAGGGAGCCCAGCCUGGGCUGGCAGACCAGGCGGCAAAGUUGUCAUACGCCUCAGCCGAGUCGCUGGAGACCAUGUCGGAGGCCGAGCUGCCCCUGGGCUUCAGCAGGAUGAACCGCUUCCGACAGAGCCUGCCUCUCUCCCGCUCAGCCAGCCAGACCAAGCUGCGCUCCCCAGGGGUGCUAUUCCUGCAGUUCGGGGAGGAGACUCGGCGCGUGCACAUCACGCACGAGGUCAGCAGCCUGGACACGCUGCACGCACUCAUCGCGCACAUGUUCCCGCAGAAGCUCACCAUGGGCAUGCUUAAGUCGCCCAAUACUGCCAUCCUCAUCAAAGACGAGGCUCGCAACGUCUUCUACGAGCUGGAGGACGUCCGGGACAUCCAGGACCGCAGUAUUAUCAAGAUCUACAGGAAGGAGCCCCUCUAUGCUGCUUUCCCUGGUUCACACCUCACCAACGGGGACCUCCGGAGAGAGAUGGUGUACGCGUCGCGGGAGUCGUCGCCCACGCGGCGCCUCAACAACCUGUCGCCAGCGCCGCACCUGGCAUCCGGCUCGCCGCCGCCCGGGCUGCCGUCGGGGCUGCCGUCCGGGCUGCAGUCGGGCUCGCCGUCGCGCUCGCGCCUCUCGUACGCCGGGGGGCGCCCGCCCUCGUACGCCGGCAGCCCGGUGCACCACGCGGCGGAGCGGCUGGGAGGUGCCCCCGCCGCCCAGGGCGUCAGCCCCAGCCCCAGCGCCAUCCUGGAACGGCGCGACGUGAAGCCGGACGAGGACCUGGCGGGCAAGGCGGGCAGUAUGGUGCUGGUGAAGGGCGAGGGCCUCUACGCCGACCCCUACGGGCUGCUGCACGAGGGCCGUCUGAGCCUGGCCGCGGCAGCUGGCGACCCGUUCGCCUACCCGGGCGCCGGCGGCCUGUACAAGCGCGGCUCGGUGCGCUCGCUCAGCACCUACUCGGCCGCCGCGCUGCAGUCGGACCUGGAGGACUCCCUGUACAAGGCGGCGGGCGGCGGCGGCCCGCUCUACGGCGACGGCUACGGCUUCCGCCUGCCGCCCUCGUCGCCGCAAAAGCUGGCAGACGUGGCGGCGCCCCCCGGAGGACCCCCGCCACCGCACAGCCCCUACUCGGGGCCGCCCAGCCGCGGCUCGCCGGUGCGCCAGUCCUUCCGCAAAGACUCGGGCUCGUCCGUCUUCGCGGAAAGUCCUGGAGGGAAGACCCGCAGCACCGGGAGCGCCUCGACAGCCGGCGCUCCCCCUUCAGAGCUCUUCCCUGGGCCUGGGGAGCGCCCGCUGGUUGCGUUUGGGCCGCCAGUGCCAGCCAAGGACACGGAGACCAGGGAGCGCAUGGAGGCCAUGGAGAAGCAGAUUGCCAGCCUCACAGGCCUGGUGCAGAGCGCCUUACUCCGAGGCUCUGAGCCUGAGACCCCCAGUGAGAAGAUUGAAGGCUCCAAUGGAGCAGCCACCCCCCCAGCACCUUGCGGGUCAGGCGGCCGGAGCAGCGGGGCCACCCCGGUGUCCGGCCCGCCCCCGCCCUCGGCCGGCAGCACCCCCGCAGGGCAGCCUACCGCUGUUAGCCGGCUGCAGAUGCAGCUGCACCUGAGAGGCCUGCAGAACAGCGCCAGUGACCUGCGCGGCCAGCUCCAGCAGUUGCGCAAGCUCCAGCUACAGAACCAGGAGUCGGUGCGCGCGCUGCUGAAGCGCACGGAGACAGAGCUGAGCAUGCGCGUGUCGGAGGCUGCGCGGCGGCAGGAGGACCCGCUGCAGCGCCAGCGCACCCUGGUGGAGGAGGAGAGGCUGCGCUAUCUCAACGACGAGGAGCUCAUUACCCAGCAGCUAAAUGACCUGGAGAAAUCGGUGGAGAAGAUCCAGAGAGACGUGUCCCACAACCACCGGCUGGUGCCCGGCCCCGAGCUGGAGGAGAAGGCGCUGGUGCUGAAGCAGCUCGGGGAGACUCUGACGGAGCUCAAGGCUCAUUUCCCAGGCCUGCAGAGCAAGAUGAGGGUGGUGCUGCGUGUGGAGGUGGAGGCGGUGAAGUUCCUGAAGGAGGAGCCUCAGCGCCUGGACGGGCUCCUCAAGCGCUGCCGUGGGGUCACGGACACACUGGCCCAGAUCCGAAGGCAAGUGGAUGAAGGUGUGUGGCCACCCCCGAACAACCUCCUGAGUCAGUCCCCCAAGAAGGUGACGGCAGAGACUGACUUCAACAAGAGUGUGGACUUCGAAAUGCCACCCCCCAGCCCCCCGCUGAACCUUCACGAGCUGAGCGGGCCAGCUGAAGGAGCCUCUCUUACCCCAAAAGGGAGCAACCCCACCAAAGGCCUGGACACUCCUGGCAAGAGAAGCAUGGACAAGGCUGUGUCUGUUGAGGCUGCAGAGCGAGACUGGGAGGAGAAGCGAGCAGCCCUGACCCAGUACAGUGCCAAGGACAUCAACCGGCUGCUGGAAGAGACACAGGCGGAGCUGCUCAAGGCCAUCCCUGACCUGGACUGUGCCAGCAAGGCCCAUCCAGGCCCAGCCCCCACUCCAGACCACAAGCCCCCCAAGGCCCCCCACAGCCAGAAGGCAGCCCCCCGAACAGAGCCCAGCGGGAGGAGAGGCUCAGAUGAGUUGACAGUGCCCCGAUACCGCACAGAGAAGCCCUCCAAGUCGCCCCCGCCGCCCCCUCCCCGCCGGAGCUUCCCCUCCUCUCAUGGCCUGACCACCACACGCACUGGAGAGGUGGUGGUCACCAGCAAGAAGGACUCGGCCUUCAUCAAGAAGGCCGAGUCCGAGGAGCUGGAGGUGCAGAAGCCCCAAGUGAAGCUGCGCCGGGCAGUGUCCGAGGUGGCCCGCCCGGCCUCCACACCACCCAUCAUGGCCUCGGCCAUCAAGGACGAGGAUGAUGAGGAUCGCAUCAUCGCAGAGCUGGAGAGUGGUGGAGGCAGUGUACCGCCCAUGAAGGUGGUGACUCCGGGGGCCUCUCGGCUGAAGGCAGCCCAGGGCCAGGCGGGCAGCCCCGACAAAAGCAAGCAUGGCAAGCAGAGGGCCGAGUACAUGCGGAUCCAGGCCCAGCAGCAGGCCACUAAACCAUCUAAAGAGAUGAGCGGGUCGAAUGAGACCUCGAGCCCAGUCUCAGAAAAGCCCUCGGCUUCCAGAACCUCUAUCCCUGUAUUGACUUCCUUUGGGGCAAGGAAUUCUUCCAUCUCCUUCUAGAAGCCCCUCACCCACCACCCCGCCUGUCCCCCUCCCUUCCUCCUGCCAUUUCUCCCCUCUCUUCCCUUCAUCUCAGCCCCACCCCACUCUCCAGACCCCCAGGGGUGUGCCCUGCAGAGGAGGGGCAGCCCUCCCCAGCUCCCUCUACCAUCCUCUGUUGGUGUUUUUGGUUUUUUUUUUAACGGUUCACUUUUAAUUAUCUUUUUUUAAACAGUAAAACUAAAAACCAAACACACCACCUUCCUUGAUGGUUCCCAGCUGGCCUCUCAUUGGCUGCACCUGUCACGUCUCUCCCUCUUCUUUCACCACUGUCCCCGCUCCGAGUCCAUCCUGAAGCUCCUGCACCCCUUCCUGCCUUCCCCUCACUUCCCAAGAAUACUCCAAACAAACUCUGAGCCACGGAGACUGGGAGCAGUGGGAGACCCUCUCCCCUUUCUUGGUACCUACCUGGAGGAACUCGGGGACAUCGGACCAACCCCUACAUCAGGCCGGAGAGCGGGGCGCAGGGAGACUGGCCUUGGAGACGCCCCACUCUGUCCCAGCUCGGACAAGACUGUGACCUCUGUGGCUGCUCUGUGCCCUCCUACUCACACCCUGAUGGUCCUGAAGUUGAGACGGACGGGCUGGAGGAGGGGCUGGAGCUUGAGAGGCCUCAGGGUGGGUGUGAGGUCAGUCAUGGAGUCUGUGUCCCUGCGGAGGUGCUGGCCUCCUGGGUCUCGCCGCCCUGUGGGGAGUGGAGGACAGAGGCCCUUUGGACUGCUGGCUGUGAAGGGUGGGUCACAAGGACAGCUGGACAUCAGGGACACUGCCUUGGGAGAGGGUGCCCCGGACGGGUAUUUGGUACUUUUAGUUUCCUGAUUUAGCACUUUAAAUGGCAUUAACUUAUUUAAGGGGGGUGGGGCGGGCAAGAACGAGGGACCUAGAAAACCAGGUUUUGUGGCCCGCAGGUUGGGGAAGGGUCUGGUUUGGGGGAGAAUGGGAGAGUCAGAGGGACUUGACAGGGAGCAGUGAAGACAACUGGGACCCGAAGGUGGGGUGACUUGACCUUCGGGCGUCUUCUUUGUGAUUUGAGGGUUUUCUGGGAAAGGGUGGGAUGUAGUUUUUCAGUGGGGCUCUGGUGACCCUGGUGAGAUGUCUGAAGGUCCCUGAGGCCUGACCGUCCAGCCAGCGCCCCCGGCCUGUGGACACCAGCCUGCCCUGCGGAGGCGGGUUGGCAGUCCCACCUGGCUUUUGGCCGGGUCUUGGGGAGCCAGAGAGAGGCCAAUUUGGUUCUCACUCCUGGCCCCCCAGAGGGCACAGUGAGGAGCCAGUAGGGAGAUGAUGGGAGAGGAGGAGGAGGAGGAGCAGGAGCGGGGUCCCUGGCAGAGGGAUUCCCACUUGGAGCACAAAGCGAAGCAAGCACAGGGGAGGGACUGGAAUCGGUCCCCCCAGCAAGCACAGAAGGGAGGCGCCAGGGAGGCAGAGCCCCAGCCUCUGGGGCCUGGCUGGGGAAGGUCCAAGUUUGGGGAGCUGGGAGCUGUUGCAGGUCUGUGGGGGAGGGGAAACGGGUUGUGUUUCUUCAUUUCUUUUUUUUUUUUUUUUCUUGUUUUUGCCUUUGUUGGUUCAUCCUUGUUUUCUAGCUUUGGAUCAUUUUUGUACCAAGGCAAGCAAGCCUUUUUGAAAAAUAACAAAAGAGGAAAAAAAAAUCCCUCCUGGAAAAAAAAAAAACCCCUGGAAAAUAGGAAAAAAGGACCUCAUAAAUGAUGCAAUUACUUUUAAUUGCAGGCAACUCUUUACAUUUAAGUGAAGUGUCUUAACAUUUUAUAUUGUUUUAAAAAUAUAUUUACAUAUUAUAUAUAUAAUAUACGUAAUAUAAAUAUAUAUAAAUAUUUAAAAAAGAAAAAAAAAAACCACGGCACUCUCUCCCUGGCCACUGUUUUGGCGGGGGAGGGGGUCUGGGGGGCGGGCACGUUGGCCUGGCUUCUGUGAUCCCGGUGAAAGGGUCUGGUUUGAUUUGGCUGUACAGAGACCCCCUGGCUUGGGAGGGGAGGGGGGAGUGGUGCCCCCUCCUCCCUCCACUCAUUACUCUGCUUGCUACUUCGCUUGCCCGAAGCUCCCACCCUCAGCCCUGUGACUGGAAUGUGUGCCCCACCGUCAUUGUCCUGAGUUGAAUGUCCCUUUGUGGGGGAGGUGGGGGGCAGUGUCCAUCCAAUGAAGGGGCAGAAGGAGGGAGCCGAGCGCCCCACCCCACCCACUCGGGGGAAGCCCAGUGGGUUUGCAUCUUUCUUUCCCUUUGGUUUCGGCACACUUACUGGCUGGGAGGCACCCGUGUGGAAUCACGUGCAGCCUGCGUGUGUGCAGAUGCAUGGGGCCUGCAUUAGCAGGCGUGGCCCAGCACUCGUGUGGGGGAGGUGUGUGCACAUCGGUGCAUGUAACCUGUUUGGGCAUUGGCACGUGCCUACCUGCAUGUUAGCGUGAGAGGAGCUUUGAGAACACGUGUGAUGUGUGCGCAGACAUGCCUAGCGCCGGGGACGUGCGUGGGCCACAUACAUGUAGACAGAGGCUCGUACAUAGAGGUGCAUGUGAUCUGUGUCUGCCAGCGUGUGUGUGCACGUAUGUGUGCUGGUGCGGACCCAGGCGUGUGGGUGUGCCUCUGUGCGUGUUCACAUGUGUUCCAUCAUCCCUGCACUGCUGGCUCCGGCUCCCUUCCCGAGCCCCCAUCCCCGCUGGCCCUCUCACAGCCCGCAGCACGUCAGUGCCCCCAGCUGCAUGCGCCUUGCUGCUCUGUCCAUCAGUGUGUGCUUGACCAAGAGAAAACGAAGACGUCUGUGGGGACCCCUGUACCUAAUCCUCUCAGCCCCCACCCACUGUGCUGUGUUACUCGCAUGGGGGGUUUCUCUCCUGCCCCUUCCACAAUAUGCUGUUUCCCCUGGAGCCUCAGGCCCGAGGCUCUGAGUGGGGUCCCCAGGGGGCCCCCGCUGGGGUGAGCCCCCGCUCCACACCCUGCCCCGUCCACCCUGUAGGGCCCGUGUUGGUGUAGCAGUGAUGGCUUCUGUGGAUGUUCUGUGACCUCUGUCAGUGUAACUUGACAAUUUCUAAAUGGAAAAGGGUUGCUGUGUUUUCUGUCUCUUUUUUAAUGUCCUUUUUUCUUCUCCUCACCUCUCUGCUCUCUUUUCAGUUUUUCUAGCCAAGUGUUUGGGGCUUUAAUAAAACUUGUUUCUUUUUCCUCUCCUGGAUCUCCUUCCUACA